This is a messenger RNA of Leptinotarsa decemlineata (Colorado potato beetle), 2298 nucleotides long. Its product is annotated as nose resistant to fluoxetine protein 6. The record is from RefSeq and is a predicted model, not a curated record. Gene Ontology annotation, molecular function: acyltransferase activity, transferring groups other than amino-acyl groups. NCBI's taxonomy places the organism in Eukaryota, Metazoa, Arthropoda, Insecta, Coleoptera, Chrysomelidae.
AAGAGUAUGCCUCUAUGCCGCCAGUUUUUCAUCAGGAUAAUUACGACAAGUGCAUGCUUUUGGAUGAAGAAGCUUUGUAUUGUUCAUUCACCUAUAAAAUGACAGCUCGAAAUGAUAAUAACACUGACAUAUGGAAGAUCAUCCAGGAAGUCAGUUCCAACAAGUAUAACUACAGGCAUGACCAUCUUCGACACUGGAUUUGUAUUCCGUGGACUUGUCCAGAAAUCGAAUCAAAAUUUAGUGAUCAAACCACAAUGCAGCAAAGCAUUAGACAAUGUUACGAUGAAAAAUAUGGGAAAUAUGGAAUAAUGGGAGAAGUGGAAAACCUAAAAUGUGAAAAUAACAUUCCAAAAUAUCAUGUGGACUCACUUGACGUAGCUGUAGCCAUGAUAUUCGUAUGCUACGUAGUUCUCAUUGCAUUCGCCACAUUCUAUGAAGGAACGGCUCGAUAUAAAACAGAGGAAGAGUACAAGAAAUUGACUUGUGCCGGUUGGAGACGAAUAGCUUCUGCCUUUUCCAUACCUAGAAACUGGUACAGACUCAUCACCGUCAAGAGUACAACAGAUAUUGAGAAACUACGACCAAUACAGGGUGUUAGAUUCUACAAUACCAUUCUGGUUAUUUUGAGUCAUACUGUUAUGACCUUUUUGAUUGGGCCAGUUGCUAACACCAAAUAUGCGGAAACGCUCAUGGGGAAAGUUGCUACUCUUUUUCUAUCCAGUGGACCUCUGUGUGUGUCUACAUUUUUCUUUAUGUCUUCUUUUCUCCUGAUCUAUGGGAUAUUUUCACAAUUCGAAAACAGGAAAGUUAAACUGAAAGAUUUGCUAGGAAUCUUCAUCAACAGAUAUAUAAGAUUGACACCAAGUGUAGUUGUAGUCAUAGCUUUCUACGCAACAUGGUGGCGUCAUUUUGGAAGUGGACCACAUUGGAACGAUUUAAUAGGAAAAGAAUUUCUCCGAUGUAGGAAUAAUUGGUGGAUAAACUUGUUUUACUUGAAUAAUUUCAUAGAGAGGGAAAAUAUGUGUUUGGUUCAAACUUGGUAUCUGGCUUUAGAUACUCAAUAUUUCGUAUUCCUAUUAGUUCUUGUGUGGAUUCUGAAAAAAUACGAAAAGUUGGUUUGGCCGAUUCUUUGUUCAUUCUUCACAAUACUGAUAGCUGCUACAUUUUUGGAUAACUAUAAUGAAGGCCAUGAAGCUCUAAUCUUACCACUUCCAGAAAAACUCUACGGAAUGAAGUUGGUUUUGGGAAAUACCCAGUGGUAUGAUCAAAUGAUGAGUUGGAAGGGAAAUUUGGUAGGAUGUAUAAUUGGAUUGGCGUACGGAUACUCAUUCUACAAGAACAAGAACAAAUCAGUCUUCGAGAUAAAUAUAGCUAAUCAGAUCAUCUAUCAUAUUCUCACAUAUGGAUUAGCAUUGGGAGUCAUAAUAGUACCAGGUAUUCUCAUUUUCAACAGUGAAAUGGAUCACAGUAUAUUCUGGGCCUCUUUGCACGUUGCAUUUGGAAGGCCAAUUUUUUCAUUUGCCAUUGGAUUCGCAAUAUAUGGAGCCAUUUUCGGACUUGGAUGGGUUACGAAGAGCGUAAUGGAAUGGCCGCCAUCUUAUAUUCUAGGAAGAUUAUCCUACAGUACAUAUUUGGUUCACGCAACAAUAAUACUUUCGAGGGUGGCUAGUUCAAGAUAUCCGACAUACGUCAGUGAUCUACAUAUGGUCUAUUAUUUGUUUGGAGAUGUCGCCACAGCUUUUGCUGCAGGAUUUAUCAUGACACUCUCAGUUGAAAUGCCACUAUCCGAUCUACAAAAACUGAUGAUACCGAUGAAAGAAUUGAAUGGAGAGAAAAAGAAAUAGGAGCAAUGGAAUGAUUAGUCCGAAUACAUUCAAAUGGAGCCUAAUAGUAUGGGAGCCUAAUGAAGUUUUUUGUGAAUUUACUCAAGUGUGGCAGAUUAGGAUAUAGAAGAUAUCUUGCACCCUUUUCAGUAUAUUAUACAGGGCCUAGCGUUUAUGUCAGCCGGUCAAAAUUGAAAAGCAAUAAUUGUCUUGAUCAGUCGAGCGCAUCAGAUUAGGUCAUGAUUGAUUAUUCACGAGCUGAAAAGUGAGUAUUUCAAAAAUCAGACGAUUGGAGCGUGAGUCAAAAAAAUGAAAUAUCACAAACUCGAGCCGAGUUGAACUUUCUCCAUUUUGGAGAAAUUUAUUUUACAUGUAAUUCACCAUCGAGGUUUAUAUUGUAGUAAAUUACUGAAUUAACUGUCUUGAACAAAUUUAUUUCCAACAAUAUUUCAAUUACCACAAACUAAUUUAUUUA